CACGUGGGGCGCCGAGGAUCGCAGUGCGCGUGGCCGCGGCGGCUGGUGUGGGGUUGAGUCAGUUGUGAGACCCGGAGCUGCGGACCGGCGGGCGGCCCAGCGAGCCGGCGACAGAGCGGCGGGCGUCGGGUUCGGGAGCCGAGCGCUGGCCCCGCGUCGAGCCGGGUCGAGCCGCGCCGCCGCCGCCGCCGCCGCCGGCCCCCGCCCGCAGCCAGCGACCAGCCGCGGGCGCGCCCCCGCUCUGCGCUGUCUCCGAUGGCGUCCGCCUCCGGGGCCAUGGCGAAGCACGAGCAGAUCCUGGUCCUCGACCCGCCCACAGACCUCAAAUUCAAAGGGAUUGUCCCAGCAGCUGGGGAUACAGCUGCACGUAGAACAGAGACCCAGUCUUCGUGGAGCUUACAUUCACUCGAGUCUGAGAUUUCAGUGUGUUUGGGGAAAAAACAUAGUAAAGGCCCCUUCACAGAUGUAGUCACUACAAAUCUUAAGUUGCGAAAUCCAUCGGAUAGAAAGGUGUGUUUCAAAGUGAAGACUACAGCACCUCGUCGGUACUGUGUGAGGCCCAACAGUGGAAUUAUUGACCCAGGGUUGACUGUGACUGUUUCAGUGAUGUUGCAGCCGUUUGACUAUGACCCCAAUGAGAAGAGUAAACACAAGUUUAUGGUACAGACCAUCUUUGCUCCUCCAAACAUUUCAGAUAUGGAAGCCGUGUGGAAAGAGGCAAAACCUGAUGAAUUGAUGGAUUCUAAAUUGAGAUGUGUAUUUGAAAUGCCCAAUGAAAAUGAUAAAUUGGGUAUCCCUCCGCCAGGGACGGCCCCAGCUGUCGUCCCGCUGAGCAGCUUCAACAGCACAUCCGCAGCACCUGCCAGUUAUAGCGCGAAGAAUGAGCCCAGGGGACUCAGUGUGUUCAAACAGGAGAAACAGAAGAACGACAUGGAAGCCAGCAAAGCCGCUCCCCUGAACGCUGCAAAGCAGGACGGGCCGGUGCCAAAGCCGCACAGUGUCUCCCUCAACGACAGCGAGACGAGGAAGCUCAUGGAGGAGUGCAGGAGGCUCCAGGGAGAGAUGAUGAAGCUGUCAGAAGAAAACCGACACCUGAGAGAUGAAGGCUUAAGGCUCAGGAAGGUAGCACAUUCGGAUAAACCUGGAUCCACCUCAGCUGCAUCCUUCAGAGAUAAUGUCACCAGUCCUCUUCCUUCACUUCUUGUUGUAAUUGCAGCCAUUUUCAUUGGAUUCUUUCUAGGGAAAUUCAUCUUGUAGAGUGAAGCAUGCAGAGUGCUAUUUCUUUUUUUUUCUCUUGACCAGAAAAAGAUUUGUUUACCUACCAUCUCACUGGUAGUGUGGCCCACGGUGACCAUUCUUUAUGUGUACAGCGUCAUAUAGGCCUCGCCUGUAAUGGUCUCACGGUUAGAAACACAGUAAGAGCAGAGUGUUGGGCUCCCAGACAGCGUGAGCGUCACCAGACCAUCCCUAGCAGGUGUCAUUGCACAUUCAGCCCCUUUAUGAAAUUCAUAAAUAAAGAAUUGUUCUUUCUUUGUGGUUUUAAUAAGAGUUCAAGAAUUGUUCAGUCUUGUAAAUGUUAUUUUAAUAAUCCCUUUAAAUUUUAUCUGUUGCUGUUACCUCUUGAAAUAUGAUUUAUUUAGAUUGCUAAUCCCACUCAUUCAGGAAAUGCCAAGAGGUAUUCUGUGGGGAAAUGGUGCCUCUUACAGUGUAAAUUUUCUCCUUUACCUUUGCUAAUAUCAUGGCAGAAUUUUUCUUAUCCCUUGUGAGGCAGUUGUUGACUGAGUUUUUCAUCCUUCCAAUCCUGUCCCAUGGUAUUUAACACAAAAAUAAUAAAACUGUUAACAGAUUCUUGCUCGA
Molecule: messenger RNA, 1857 nt
Organism: Hippopotamus amphibius kiboko
Lineage: Eukaryota; Metazoa; Chordata; Mammalia; Artiodactyla; Hippopotamidae
Gene: VAPA
Product: VAMP associated protein A
Exons: 8
Coding region: 256-1257 (333 amino acids)
Biological process (GO): neuron projection development
Cellular component (GO): plasma membrane; endoplasmic reticulum membrane
Molecular function (GO): FFAT motif binding
Source: RefSeq, a predicted model, not a curated record